GAAGAAGAUGACCUGCUAUUCCAGUACGUAGCAAGGGUAGCAGCACAAACCGACCAACUAAAAGGAAAUAAAAUAUAUGAGGCCUUCGCGGUGGAGAAUCCUCGCCAUCACGCCCAGUCCUGGCGGGAUAGAGCUAUCCGUUGCGUACUCCCACGAUUGACAUCCAGUCCCGCCCCCCCUUACACUGAACUUUGGAUGAGCAAUCCGUAUCGAUCCACUCCUUGA
Paraglomus occultum is the source of this 225-nucleotide messenger RNA. NCBI's taxonomy places the organism in Eukaryota, Fungi, Glomeromycota, Glomeromycetes, Paraglomerales, Paraglomeraceae. The record is from the annotation of a GenBank genome assembly.